AUGAAGUUCCUCACACAAGCUAGAGAUAAAUUGAAGAAAUGGAGAGAAGACAACACAAGGAACAGCAUUGAGACUGUUGAGCUUGGACAGUAUUUGCUGGAUAAUUAUCGCCGAAAACUUGGGGAUGAAGUGUGGACUAUCUACGAACAAGUCUGCAUAGCAGCGCUGGACUGUGGGGACCAAGACUUAGCAUCAGACAUCAUUGAUACAAUAGAGCAGAACUUUCCAAGUAGUAUAAGAGGCAAGAGGUUAGAAGGUCUACAAUAUGAGAGCCUUGGAGAGUAUGAAGCUGCAAAAGAGCACUAUGAGGAUCUAUUAAAGGAAGACCCAUCAAAUGCUAUGGUGAGGAAGAGGUUGAUUGCACUCUUAAAAGGACAGAAUCGUAUAGGUGAAGCUAUCAAGGAAUUAAAUUCAUAUCUACAAAAGUUUAUGAGUGACCAUGAAGCAUGGAUGGAGUUAGCAGAUAUGUACAUAUCAGAACAAAAUUACAGUAAAGCAAGUUUUUGUUUUGAAGAGCUCAUCAUAUCCAAUCCACACAAUCAUUUAUACCAUCAGAAAUAUGCAGAGAUUCAGUAUACACAAGGUGGAACCGAAUGUAUGGAGAUUGCUAGGAAGUACUUUGCCCAUGCUGUCAAAUUGAAUGGAAACAACAUGAGAGCACUAUAUGGCAUGUUUAUGGCUGCUACCAAUAUUGCUUCAUCACCAAAGGCCUCAGGAAAAGUUAAAAAAGACAACAUGAAAUAUGCAGCUUGGGCAGCCCAGCAGAUUGCUUACAAAUAUAAGGUUGCACAAGGUAAGGACACCGGGAGUAAUAUGCAACAUUUGGAAAAGAUGCUGGACUGUUUACAGAUAACACCUGCACCAUAACGAAAAUAGUGGGGUGUACCACAUAAAUUUUUAGGUAUAAAUCAGAGACAUUUGAUCAAGGUGCUAUGUAACGAAGGAAGUGCUCAUUUCUUUGAGGAGGAUCAGUGUAUUGCAAAUGGAAUCAUGAAAGAGUCGGUGAGGGAACGUGACAUCGGGGUUGUACAUACAUUCGAAAGGCACCGCAAUCUACUGGAUUCUUCAAUAGGCAACGAGGCUGAGGAUCUCGAAUAGGUCUGGAGAGCAUUCCGUCUACAUUUGUGCUCUUACAACUUUCCUUGAUUGGCUUAGAACUGAGGAGCACAGGUGUCGUCUGACUGUAACUAUGGUAACUGUCGGAUAAAAACAGUCUCGGUGGAUAAACAUCUUACAUGCUUUUUCUGAAACGAUCCCUUGAUGGGUCUUUAAAGUUAAUGCUGGAAUAUCAGGAAGAUAACACCACGUGCAUUGAGGUCUGGGGCCCCUAGCACAACGAGUUGUGAUCAGACCAACUCCAAAAGUUAAACACAACAUGAUUUUCAACCACUGAAACACAUGUGGAUGGGACUUGUGCUUGACUCUGAUUGGUUGCUUUGAAACAACUCUUUCUGCAACGGGGCCCUGACUCCUAUUUUAUUGAAGAGUUACAAGAAGAGUUACUUCACCAAUUAUGGCAAGUACCAUGAAAAUGGGGCUCAGCAUCCAAUCGCAAUCAAGGUUUCCAUGAAAGUUGCAAUAAUGGAAAAGUAACUAUAGUUGGUAACUCUUUAUAUGAGCCAUUGAAUCACUUCCAUUGGAUGCGACUCUAUCAGUCCCCUGGAAGGUCAAUCGUUGUUGAUUCUGAUCGCUGAUCUUUAUAAAAAAAAAAAGCUUUCAGAGUAGAACCUUGACUCGAUACCAUAUUAUCACAUAAAAUAAUGUUAGUAAAAAAAAAUUUGGAAUGAAAGAGCUCAGGUAAUUGAGCAAACAUCCUUUCCUCAUAUCGAUUGGAAAGAAAGGAAGGCAAGAUAAAUAACUGGCUCAAAAACUCUAUAAAAAAUAGGUCGGUAACAGAAUUACACUGCCAUACCUGCCAACCAUUCCGAUUUUGGCGGAAUUAUACCGAUUUUUCGACCUCCAUUCCGAAUUCCGAAUUUUAAAACCAAAAUUCCGAUUUUUGGGUUAAUCAAUAUAGUGUUGAAAUUAUUGAAACGGCUGUAUAAUGCGACUAACGCAUGCACAGCUGUAAGAUGCGACUAACGCAUAAACGACUGGAGCGCACGGCUACGCAAAUGCGCUAGCUACACGAAAUACACAGAGAGCGACUUUAAACGGCGCGCGAACACUGCUAAGUGCGCAGUUCCAUUGCAAAUACAUGUGAAAAUUAACGAGCAUACACGCAACGGCAGCACUUAGGGCGCUACAUUUUGAGGUGUUGUCGUUAGCGUUGACUUCCGGAAAAAAAUGGCGGCUGACAUUGGCUAGCGAAAGAGCCAGUUUUUAGUGAGGACAUGUUUUCACAAUCCACGAACAUCAGAAAAACCGUGAAAGAGUAACCUUUUUAGACCCCUUGUUUCCUAACUACGAUGUUAAGAAUCACCGAUGGUGAUAUUUUUUACGCAAAACAAGGUGAUUUAGGUAAGAAAAUUUCACUUUUUAUUUGAGGUUUUUGCCCAUGUCGCCGGAUGUGGGAGUGAGUUAGUGAUGUAUCGUACAUAUCUAGAGUGUGUUGGUGAUUACAGUGGUAUAUCGCUGAGUCUGCUGAUGAUAUGAACGGCAGGUCGUUGAACACCGGCCGCGCCCCCGCCCGGCCGCGUACCAACGCAAUUAAGUUAGAUCUAUCCCUACGCAAUUUUAACAUUGAUCUGUACUCUAUUUUUCGAAUAAUUGUCAAUUUUUUGAGGAAGAAAGAUGAAUAACUUUCGAUCUCGGGUUGAGCCUUCGGAGCCGAACGCCAAAUCUACUUUACAUGUUUCGCUUGCCUAACCAUGCCUGAACUCCCAGCGCCCGCCCAGUGGCUGCGCCUCAGCCUCCCCGUCUUUUACCGGCGCACCGCAAGUGCAGUGGUGGGUGCGGGUCGGGCGCAUGCAGCCGUUAGUUUCGGCUCCGUUUUUGUCAUGGUUGAAAAUCUGCUUUCUUCUACCAACAAGCACUUAUCAAAUGUAGGUUAUGAUAUAACUUUGUCCUCAGUCAGUAACCCCUGUGUGGUGAAAUAACAUGAAUAAGACAAUGUCAAUGUUUGGCUUAUUUUCUCUUGAUGCAUGAUUGAUAGGCUGGAUAAUAAAUGUUUGAUUUUUUGGCUUGUCAGUUUUUAAUACAGUACUGUAGGGAUAACUUAAAUCUAAAUUCAUCAUAAAAUCUUGAAAUUAUUUAUUUGUCUAAUUGAAAAUAGAAUGUGUGGAGAUGAAGAUCUGCAUCAAUCUCACUUUCCACCAAUAGAGGGCCUCACAAAAAUAUGCUCAAAAUCAAAGUUUUUAGAGAGCUCUGAUGAACAAGAAAAAUUAUCCCCAAGUGGCUAAGUCUAUAUAGAUAUAUCACACCUGAAUGAAACUGGGUGGUUUAUGUCACAAAAGUGAUAUUUUAAAGAUCUUUUUUUAAAUUUUUAAUUGAUAAAUAAAGGUAGACUCUACAUGUAGGUCAUCCUCUGGUGUGGUAAUGAGGGUAAAUUUACUUUUAAAAGUGUAGGGAAAUGCUACUUUUACAUGCUGAAAAUGCAGAGUCCCUAUACCGUUGGAGCGGACCGGACACCCGCUCGGCGCCCUCGGAACUUUGAUACUGAUUUUUUAUUAUCAAAGGUUGGCAGGUAUGCACUGCCAUUGUGGAAUUGCACAGAAACAUAGAUUACUCUAUGCUGAAGCCUUAAGCUGAAUGGUAAAUGUAACCCCCCCCCCCCCCAAGAGCAUGUCAACAUUCCAAUAACGAUUAUAUGAAUGUGUAUUGCCCUAAAACUAAUAAAAGAUUUAUGAAAUUGAGCAUAUAAAUUAGAAGUGUGUUUUACUUUAUUUUUAUUUUUUUUGGGGGGGUACCCGUAAUUUCAAUUGAAAAUUCAUUUUGAUUUGAACAUUUUUAUUUUAUUAAAGCUUCCCUCAAGAAUGCUAGUGGGGGAAAAUUUUAGUCGCGCCUGCAUAGCAGAGCGAGUAUUUAGUUUAGGCGCCACUUUUUUGACGGCGGCGACUGUCAAGAUUGAAAUCUUAACCAAGGAUAAAUUUCUUGAAAUGUCAUAACUUUGAUAUGGACCUAGUUCAUGAAACUUGGACGUCAGUGAAUAUCCUGUGUGAGAUUUCAGUCACAUGACCAAGGUCAAAAGUCAUUUAAAGUCAAUGAAUUUUGGCCAUGUUGGGGGUGUUGUUGAAUUGUCAUAACUUUGAAAAGUUUAUGGAUCCAGUUCAUAAAACGUUGACAAAAAGGUAAUCAAGUAUCACUGAUCGGCUUGCACAAGCCUCUGGUCACAUGAUCUAGGUCAAAGGUCAUGCAGGGUCAAUGAUCUUAGUAUUCUACUAUCAUAUGAAUGGUGUUUUGGGGAAUAAUUAUUAUUCAGUAGUUAUCAAAGUCAGCACUGCUGCUAUAUUGAACUGCGUUAUGUAGGCAAGACUGCUAAGAGUGUUCCACUUGUUGGGUAUAAUCCUUGCCUUUAGCUGUCUGAUAUCCGAUCAAUGACUUUUAUCAAAGGGCCAUUUUGAAAAAUAGAAUCAUUACUAAGAUAGGGUACUAGAUAUUUUAAAUCAAACAAUCAAGAAUCAGAAGUUGAGAAAAAAAAUUGACAGCCACUUCACAUAUUUAAGAUUAGAAUGUUUGAUGACUCUCAAGUAUGAUUUCCAUUAUCGACCCUUUCCGCAAGCUCAAGACAGGCUUUAAACUCUUAAACUCAUCUGAUAUUACCUUACAAUUUUCUCAAUUUUGUUUGAUUUAAGUGCAAUAUUGUGCUUUAGUUGAAAUACAAGGUGAAGACUAGCAAUGCCUGUAUCUCGAACCAUAGAUCUUGUCAUAUUGCACAUGUAAUUGCAUGGACAUGAACUGUUGCGAGUGAUUCCAUUUCAUUGGUUAAACUGUAACCUUCAGGCCUUAUGUGCUUAUCGAAAUGGCAACAACUUAAAUGUACAUGUAUGCUGUUUAACAUGAGACUUCAGGUAGAACACAAGCUAGUAUAAUUUUUGUUACAAUUAUACAAUGUAAUAUUUCAUGAAUGUUUAGUAUUGCCAAAGUUUAGCACUUUUUCAUUUGUUUGGGAUGAAAUGAGUGGAAAUUGAAUAUUGAUUCACAAAAUCAUUGUUUAUGCAAUUAUAUAAUUGUAUUUUGAUGUAUAAUAAAAAAAAAAUUAUAUGUAUUAGUAUGUGAAGGAAUUCAAUGUAAAAAGGAUGAAACCCUUUUUAUUUUUUAUUUAGAAUAAGAGAUGAAAAUUUCACAAAGAAAGUUUCCAAAUCAUUUUAUAAUGAAUUGACCAGUUUGAAAGCUUGCCCAACAUUACUGCAAGUAACCUAUGCAGUCAUCAAGAAACACAUGUACAAUUUUCAAUAAUCUGGUAUUUACUGUAUAGGUUAUAUAUUUUGCAGUGCACAAGUACCUUAUUUUCAUGAAACUAUGAAACUUGCAUUUGAAUAUUUGCAAAGCUUUCCCUGAUAUAAUCCUAUGAAGUGAAGGAGAACACAAUGAAAUUGGAAAAUUAUACUUCUGUGAAUUUCCAUCUCAAAGCAAAAUGUCAGUAAUAAUCUCUACCCUAUAUGUGUAACAAAUACAGUAUUUGAUCAUUUUUUUGACCUUAUGCAAAAAAAAACAUUAUUAGUACUUUGGCUUCAUGAACAAAAUUUUCUGCAAUUUAUUCCCUUUCAAUAACUUAAACUGAUUCUGAUUGUAUAUUGUUUUAAAUAAUGCAUUUAUGGGAUUCGGUACUGUCACAAUCCUCCCCCCCCCCCCAUGAAUUGCAUAAUUUUACAUCAUUUUACAAAGUGAAUGGGUAUUUUUUCAUGUUUUUGUAGCUUUAAAUAGAAAUUUGGUGGAAACUUAUAGACAGAUGUGAGCUGCCACCCGGACAUCAUUAUGUAAUCAGAGCAAUGUGUCUGAAGUAAAGCUGGGUAAUUUAUAUUACAUAGAUUGUGUUUUUAUUCAAUUUUAUGAUGUUAUUUUUCUCUCAGUUGUACAAGGCCAGCCUUAAUGGUAGUGCUGCAUCGUGAAUCCUGGAGAUAAGACUAAAUGCUUGCUUGCUUGACACAAACAAACAAGCUAUUCUGAAGAUAGUCAUAAUAAUGCUCACUUUGGGCCCUGUAACAAGGUUUAGUAAUUGAUCUUGUGGCAGAUUUCUACAAUGGAUUGCAUUGAUUAUUGUGUAUAAUCAAUCUUAAAAGCCGGCCCCACGAUCCAUCGCUAAGCUUCAUGUUACAGGGUCCUGAUUUGCUCAUUUCCAUCUAGUCUUGUCUCUGUUGUUGGUGUUUUAGGAAAGUUUUCUUUGGCUUAGAUUUGUGUUGUUCCCAUAUGCCUUGUCUCUGUAUUAUGACAAACUGAAAAUAUUUCCAUAUUUAUAUGAGAAAAUGUAGUUUCAAUUGAUGGUUAAUAAAAUGUAUUUCAAUUCAA
Messenger RNA from Lytechinus pictus (painted urchin), 6387 nucleotides. RefSeq names its product ER membrane protein complex subunit 2-like. The coding region runs from base 1 to 867 and encodes 288 amino acids. Gene Ontology annotation, cellular component: EMC complex. Gene Ontology annotation, biological process: protein folding in endoplasmic reticulum. The record is from RefSeq and is a predicted model, not a curated record. The transcript is spliced from 10 exons. Gene Ontology annotation, molecular function: protein binding. NCBI's taxonomy places the organism in Eukaryota, Metazoa, Echinodermata, Echinoidea, Temnopleuroida, Toxopneustidae.